Molecule: messenger RNA, 2206 nt
Organism: Myotis brandtii (Brandt's bat)
Lineage: Eukaryota; Metazoa; Chordata; Mammalia; Chiroptera; Vespertilionidae
Gene: EBF2
Product: early B-cell factor 2
Exons: 15
Biological process (GO): regulation of transcription by RNA polymerase II
Molecular function (GO): RNA polymerase II cis-regulatory region sequence-specific DNA binding; DNA-binding transcription factor activity, RNA polymerase II-specific
Source: RefSeq, a predicted model, not a curated record
GGCUCCGAGGGGCUCGCAGCCACCGCCUCCUCUCCGCUCCGGGUCUUCCCCUUCUUUUUACAACUGAUCCUGUUGGGAAUUUUUUUUUUUCCUAAAUUGCAGCGGUGGGGGGGAGCCGGGAGGGUGGGGGACCAGGAGGAAAGGGAGAGAUUAGGCAGUCAUCAAUCUCCUCCUGUUUCUCCCAGAACAGGUGAUGCUUCUAAAUUGUGAUCACUUUCUGCAGGCAGCGCUGCCGCGGGAAGGAUGCGAGCGACCUAGGACCGAGGACCCGAGGCGGCAGAUCUGAACUUGCGGAGGAUAAAACCCAAACUUUAACUGCACCAAUCCGCACCUCACGCGUGAAGCAAACGACGGGUUAUCUUUUUUUUUUUUUUUCAAGAGAGACUCAAACUUCAGUACUUGGUCCCUUUUUUUGGAUUGCCUUGGAGGAAACGGUUUGGUGGCAACGUUGGGAACAGUAAGGACAGCGUGGUAACUCUUAUUUUUAAAGAGACAGAUCAUACUUUUUAAAUGUUUGGGAUUCAAGAUACUUUAGGAAGAGGGCCAGCUCUGAAAGAGAAAUCACUGAGCGCCGAGAUGGAUUCGGUCAGGUCCUGGGUCCGGAAUGUCGGCGUGGUGGACGCCAAUGUCGCGGCGCAGAGCGGAGUCGCCCUGUCCCGCGCGCACUUCGAGAAGCAGCCGCCCUCCAACCUGCGCAAGUCCAACUUCUUCCACUUCGUGCUGGCGCUCUACGACAGGCAGGGGCAGCCGGUGGAGAUCGAGCGCACGGCCUUCGUGGACUUCGUGGAGAACGACAAGGAACAAGGCAACGAGAAGACCAACAAUGGCACCCACUACAAGUUACAGCUCCUCUACAGCAACGGUGUCCGCACGGAGCAGGACCUGUACGUGAGGCUCAUUGACUCGGUCACUAAGCAGCCCAUAGCGUACGAGGGACAAAAUAAGAAUCCGGAAAUGUGCCGAGUUCUUCUGACACACGAAGUCAUGUGCAGUCGAUGCUGUGAAAAGAAAAGUUGUGGAAACCGAAAUGAGACUCCUUCAGACCCUGUCAUCAUCGACAGAUUCUUUUUAAAAUUUUUCCUCAAGUGCAAUCAGAAUUGUUUGAAAACAGCAGGAAACCCGAGGGACAUGAGAAGGUUCCAGGUUGUGUUAUCAACAACAGUGAAUGUGGAUGGACAUGUGUUGGCUGUUUCUGACAACAUGUUUGUUCAUAACAACUCAAAGCAUGGGCGGAGAGCGAGAAGACUGGACCCUUCGGAAGCUACCCCCUGCAUCAAAGCCAUUAGCCCAAGUGAAGGCUGGACCACAGGAGGAGCCAUGGUCAUCAUCAUUGGGGACAACUUCUUUGAUGGCCUCCAAGUGGUGUUUGGAACUAUGCUUGUAUGGAGCGAGCUAAUCACUCCUCAUGCCAUCAGAGUUCAGACUCCUCCUCGACACAUCCCUGGAGUGGUGGAAGUGACUUUAUCUUAUAAAUCCAAGCAGUUCUGCAAAGGAGCUCCAGGAAGGUUCAUUUACACAGCGUUAAAUGAACCCACCAUAGACUACGGCUUCCAGAGGCUGCAGAAAGUCAUCCCAAGGCAUCCUGGAGAUCCUGAGAGAUUAGCUAAGGAAAUGCUGUUGAAAAGAGCUGCGGAUCUCGUGGAGGCCCUCUACGGCACACCACACAAUAACCAGGACAUCAUUUUGAAGCGAGCCGCAGAUAUUGCUGAAGCCCUCUACAGUGUCCCCAGGAAUCCCAGCCAGAUCCCAGCUCUCUCCAGCUCUCCAGCUCACAGUGGCAUGAUGGGCAUCAAUUCUUAUGGCAGCCAACUUGGGGUCAGCAUCUCAGAGUCAACACAGGGAAACAACCAAGGUUACAUCCGCAACACAAGCAGCAUCUCUCCUCGGGGCUACUCUUCCAGCUCUACCCCUCAGCAGUCUAAUUACAGCACCUCCAGUAACAGUAUGAAUGGCUACAGCAACGUCCCCAUGGCCAACCUGGGCGUUCCAGGGUCACCAGGAUUUCUAAACGGCUCCCCCACAGGCUCCCCUUAUGGAAUCAUGUCAUCAAGCCCCACUGUUGGAUCUUCCAGCACGUCUUCCAUCCUCCCAUUUUCCUCUUCAGUUUUUCCUGCUGUCAAACAGAAGAGUGCCUUUGCCCCUGUCAUCAGGCCCCAAGGCUCCCCUUCGCCCGCCUGCUCCAGUGGCAAUGGAAAUGGAUUCAGAG